Molecule: messenger RNA, 6273 nt
Organism: Notechis scutatus (mainland tiger snake)
Lineage: Eukaryota; Metazoa; Chordata; Lepidosauria; Squamata; Elapidae
Gene: PDGFRA
Product: platelet derived growth factor receptor alpha
Biological process (GO): platelet-derived growth factor receptor signaling pathway; positive regulation of kinase activity; multicellular organism development
Cellular component (GO): plasma membrane; signaling receptor complex
Molecular function (GO): ATP binding; platelet-derived growth factor alpha-receptor activity; platelet-derived growth factor binding
Source: RefSeq, a predicted model, not a curated record
GGAGCACCGCCUCCGGGGCUUGUUAGUAGGGCUUCCAGCCGAGUCGAGAAGCGACUCAUCAGAACUGAUCAGGAAAAACCAAGCCUGAAAAAGCAGCGCUUGUGACAUCCGCGGGGGAGAAGAGAAGAGAAGGAAGAAAAGAAAAGAAAAGAAAAGAAAAGAGAAGAAAAGAAAAGGAAAGGUAAAGGAAAGGAAAGGAAAGGAAAGACUCCCACUCCGGGAGCCGCUUUACAGGCGGAGGCAGUCUUCUUCUUCCACGGAUGAAUUCACUUUUCCACCCACGCGUAAUCUUGGAAUGGACCCAUGCCCGUCUUUGAAAGGGCUGCAACCUCGGGGCGCGCGUUUUCUUUGGACCCCCCCCGACGCUCUUUGGAUGCUUCCCCCCACAACAGAGGAUGCUGACCCCCGACGCCCAUUAGCCUCCAGAUCCCGGGAUCUAGUCCACUCGAUCUAGUCCGCUCGAUCGAGCGAACGCCCUUGGAAGGGAACCCCGUCGCUCUUCUGGAUCUCGGACCGCUGAUUAGGGAUACCCCUCCCCAUUCACCUCUGGGACAUUCCCCCUCCCCAUCGUUUUCUGGAACUGAAACGCGCGCCCCUUCCUCCAAAACAAAACAAAACAAAACAAAACAAAAAAGACUAGCUGGGACCUUAGCCUCUCGGCCCUGCGGCUGCCUUUCCUCGAAGUUCCUGCUGGGGCAAAAGGGGAGCCCCCUGACCAAAAGGCUGAGCUGCAGCGGCGAGGGGCUGGAGGCUCGGAGCUCUGUCAGUCAAGCGUCGGGAGCGCCUGCGCCCGGUUGGCCUUUGCCAUGGGACCUUCCCGAAAGGAAGUCUUGAUCUUGGGCUAUCUCCUUGCAGGGUCAUGCAUCAUCUCCUGCCAGAGUUUGCUUCCCACUAUUCUUCCAAACGAAGAGCAAAUGGUCGUGCAGCUGAAUGGCCCCUUCACGCUGAAGUGUUCUGGAGACAGCGAAGUCAGCUGGCAGCAUCCUAUCCCGGAAGGCAACCAUUCCAUAACCAUCAGGAAUGAAGAGAACAACAGUGGCCUUUUUGUGACCGUCCUUGAAGUGGCAAACGCUUCGGCUUCUCUCACCGGAUUAUACAUUUGUUAUUAUAAUCAUUCUCAAGAGGAAGAUGGCGAGGUGGAGGGGAAAGAGAUCUACAUUUUUGUGCCAGAUUCAGCUGUUCCCUUUGUGCCGACCUCCCCAGAAGAUUCGUUCAUUGUUGCCAGCGAGGAAGACAAUUCUUCAAUUAUCCCCUGUCGCACAACUGAUCCUAACACUCAGGUCACCCUGAUGAACAGAGAAGGAAAAAUUCUGUAUGCCUCUUAUGACAACAGGCUGGGCUUCAUUGGGAACUUCUCUUUGGGGUCCUACAUAUGCAAGACAACAGUCAAAGCAGUCGAAUUCGAGUCUGGAGAAUUUUUCAUCUACGUUUACAAAGCUCCAUCAUACCUUCAUGUUGACAUAGAGUCCCCGAAGACUGUAUAUAAAACAGGAGAAACUAUUACUGUUACUUGUGUGGUCUUGGAUAACGAAGUGGUGAACCUAGAGUGGAAUUAUCCAGGGAAAGUGAAGAAUAAAGGAAUAAUUACCCUCGAUGACAUCAAGGUUCCAACGCAGAAGCUGGUUUAUAAUUUAACCAUUCCAGAUGCAUCAGUGAAGGACAGUGGAGAUUAUGAGUGUGCUGUCCGACAUGUGACCAAAGAUUUCAAGAAAAUGGAAAGGAUAGCCAUCUAUGUUCAUGAUAAAGGGUUCAUUCAUUUGGAGCCCCAUUUCAAGCCCACAGAAGCUGUCAAUCUACACGAAGUCAAAAACUUUGUAAUUUUUGCCGAUGCAUACCCAGAGCCAAAAUUGUUUUGGCUGAAGGACAAUGUCACUCUGAUGGAGAAUCUCACGGAGAUUGUGACCAGUUCCAAGCAAAUCCAAGAAACAAGAUAUCAGAGUGUAUUAAAAUUAAUUCGUGCCAAGGAAGAAGACAGCGGAUAUUAUACACUCAUAGCACAGAAUGAGGAUGAAAUCCAAAGAUACACUUUCUCUCUGCUCAUACAAGUUCCAGCUUUAAUUCGGGACCUGGUAGAUAAUCACCAUGGCUCUUCUGGGCAGACAGUCAAAUGUUUGGCAGAAGGCACACCCUUGCCCGAUGUGGAAUGGCUGGUUUGCAAGGACAUUAAGAAAUGCAACAAUGACACCUCAUGGACCCUCCUGACCAACAAUAUUUCUGAUGUCACGGUGGAGACCAGUCUCAAUGAAAGGAACAUGGUAGCUAGCCAGGUGACGUUUCAGAAGGUGGAAGAAAUAAUGGCCGUUCGAUGUAUGGCAAAGAAUGACCUUCGUACCGUUACAAGGGAACUAAAGCUUGUGGCUCCCACGUUAAGAUCGGAACUCACUGUGGCUGCUGCUGUCCUCGUCCUCCUUGUGAUUGUAAUAAUUGCCCUGAUUGUCUUGGUAAUCAUAUGGAAACAGAAACCCAGAUAUGAGAUCAGAUGGAGAGUUAUUGAGUCUAUCAGCCCUGAUGGCCAUGAGUACAUCUAUGUGGACCCUAUGCAAUUGCCCUACGAUUCGAGAUGGGAAUUCCCUAGAGAUGGACUAGUGCUAGGUCGAAUCCUUGGUUCGGGAGCUUUUGGGAAAGUAGUCGAAGGAACAGCCUACGGAUUAAGCCGAUCGCAGCCAGUGAUGAAAGUAGCUGUGAAAAUGUUGAAACCAACUGCAAGAUCCAGCGAAAAACAGGCACUCAUGUCUGAAUUGAAGAUAAUGACUCAUCUUGGCCCACACUUGAACAUUGUCAACCUCUUAGGAGCUUGUACAAAAUCAGGUCCAAUAUACAUCAUAACAGAAUAUUGUUUUUAUGGAGAUUUGGUGAACUACCUCCACAAAAAUAGGGAUAACUUUCUGAGUCGACAUCCCGAAAAAACAAAAAUGGACCUGGACAUCUUUGGCAUAAACUCUGCAGAUGAGAGCACUAGAAGCUAUGUCAUCCUAUCCUUUGAAAAUAAUGGUGAAUAUAUGGAUAUGAAACAAGCAGAGGCAACUCAGUACGUGCCCAUGUUAGAAAGAAAAGACAGGUCUAAAUAUUCUGACAUCCAAAGAUCUUUGUACGAUCGGCCUGCUUCAUAUAAGAAAAAAUCCAUAUUAGACGGGAAGAAUCUGCUGUCUGACGACAAUUCAGAAGGCCUCAGUUUGCUGGAUCUGCUGAGCUUCACCUACCAGGUAGCUCGGGGAAUGGAGUUCCUGGCUUCCAAAAAUUGCGUGCACCGUGAUCUGGCAGCACGAAACGUCCUCUUAGCCCAAGGAAAAAUUGUGAAGAUCUGUGACUUUGGACUAGCAAGAGACAUCAUGCAUGAUUCCAACUAUGUCUCCAAAGGCAGUACCUUUCUUCCAGUGAAGUGGAUGGCCCCUGAAAGCAUUUUUGACAACCUGUAUACCACAUUAAGUGAUGUCUGGUCCUAUGGCAUUCUAUUAUGGGAAAUAUUUUCUCUUGGUGGGACCCCAUACCCUGGCAUGAUGGUUGACUCCACCUUCUAUAAUAAAAUAAAAAGUGGCUAUCGGAUGACAAAACCAGACCAUGCUACCUCUGAGGUGUAUGACAUCAUGAUGAAAUGCUGGAAUAGUGAACCUGAAAAGAGACCUUCUUUUUACCACUUGAGUGAAAUAGUUGAGAGUCUGCUGCCUGGUGAAUACAAGAAGAGUUAUGAUAGAAUUCACUUGGACUUCUUAAAGAGCGACCAUCCUGCCGUCACACGCAUGAGAGUGGACUGCGACAAUCCAUAUAUUGGUGUCACUUACAAGAAUGAGGACAAACUGAAGGACAGGGAGAGUGGAUUCGAUGAACAAAGACUCAGUGCAGACAGUGGCUAUAUAAUUCCACUGCCCGAUAUUGACCCUGUAUCCGAAGAUGAACUGGGAAAAAGGAACAGGCACAGUUCUCAGACAUCUGAAGAAAGCGCCAUCGAAACCGGAUCCAGCAGUUCGACGUUUGUGAAGCGAGAAGACGAAACCAUCGAUGAUAUGGACAUCAUCGAUGAUAUUGGCAUGGAUUCCUCAGAACUAGUUGAGGACAGCUUCCUGUAACUCUGGAAAAGUAGAGUGGGCAACUUUUGAGAUGUUUAAAGCAACCUCAGAAAAGAGGAAGAUCAAGAUAUAACUCGUGAACUUUCCGUUCGGUCAGGAAAACCACUCCAAAACCAGAUGAUAAAGACCUCCCAAUGCUCAUGCCUCAACAAGUGGUCUCAGAAUUUUUCUUGGUUUCAUGGAAGACUUUGAAAAGCCAGUUUUCAAGCAUCCUUCUUCCUUGAAGUACUCCACAGUAGCAGUUCAGCCUUGCUUACUGAUGAAUUAAAGCAAAAGGCCAUGGAUACUUCAGUUUGUGUUUCAAGGGCAUUCAUAACUCAGAUGGAUAACAUUUCUACUAUGGUGAAUCAUUGUCAGUGUGAUUGUGUAAUUACCUGUUCCUACCAGGAUUAUUAUUAUUAUUUUUUUGGAAAAAAAGAAGACCACUUAAGACUUUGGCAUUUUUACUUUCUUAAGUUUAUAUAAGCUGCUGGUGGAUUAUCACCUGAGAUGAAGUACAUAUCGAAAAGAAACCACUUUGGAAAAGCAUGAAAUGGAUGAAGUAAUGUUUUAUUUUUUACAGAUAAUGCAAACAAAAAGGAAACAACAGGUAUUUCCAAAAUAUAUUCAAUAGCUUAUUAAAUCAAAUGAGAUUUUUUUUUCAUAACCAUAGAGGAAUAGUUCUUUUAUCUACUGUUCUCAGUAUUACUAAGUAUAGUUUAUAACUACUUCUUGUCCUUUGUUAAAACACAGUACUUAAUUCACUACUAACAAACUAAAUCAUUUUAGGGUUUAAAUAUUUACACAAAAAGCUCUUCUAUUUGAUUGUUUUGGUAAAUUAAACCUAGUUUAAAAAGUAGGAUUAGAAAGUGUUUUCUAAGGAGUCUAAAUAUUAAUUUGCCAUCCUUAACAGAAGAGCUUUCUUAAUACAGAGGCUAACAUGCUAGUAAAUCUUCACUAGCAGAAACUGAUUUUACAGAAUAUAGAAAUCUGAAAUGUAUUUUUAAUAAUUGUAAUACAUUUACAAUCAAAUUAUUGUACAAUAGAAAUAGGUGACCAAUUAAUAAGGCUGCUUGGAGCAUCGAAGAAUGAUGAUACACAUUUAAAAGGGGAUUUUGGGGGGUAGGGUGGUAUCCGUGUGACCAGUUAGGUUGUAUACACCAACUUCUCUUUCUGAAAAAGCUUUUUUCCUGAGCCUGAAAUUUCCGGUUGUGUAGCUACUUUGUGCCAAAAUGUUUUUGUUCUAAAGAAAUUUUCCUAUGAAAAUUAGCAACGAUUAUUGUUUUUUUGCAAUUACUCCAAUGGGCAUUGAAAUCAAACGUAAAGCAUUUGUAUGUAUACAAUAUCCUUAAAACAAGGCCUGCCUAACUUCUGUCGAUUUAGUGGAAAAAGUUUGUCGCUAUAUUUGUAAAAUGUCAAUCAGGUAGCAUUAAUUCUUUUAUAUAUUCUGAGAUAGGUUUAAUAUUACUCUUUUCUUAAUCUGCCUUUUUUUAAAUAUGUGUGAUGGAGUGUCAAAUUAUUGUAUGAUUUAUAGCGGAAUCCUAUUUACAUCUACUUAAAAGUAAGCCCCAAUCAGUGUUCUAGCUUACUUCCAGAUCGGUACAUAUAGGAUUGUAGCUUUGAGGCUGUGAUUUUUGUCAGAGGGUCUAUGGAAAUAAUAAACUGGAACCAGUCUCUAUAAGUAAAGGCUGGGAGCGUAUGGUGCACACAAGAUGAAAUUCCAUAAUUUUAUGGAAAAUCCAGUCCGGAGAUUUGCAAAGAAUAAAAUACGAAAGUGAACCAAGUUGCAUGCAGGUCUACAUGUACAAUUUUCUGAACUGGUUCAAGGGUAGAAGCAAAACAAACAAGCAAACAAAUAACCUUGGCAUGUUGUGAGAGGCAUUUGGCAUACAAUCACACUCACUGCAAGGCUCCAACUCAAUAGAUGGAGCAGAGACACACAUGGCAUUAAGAAAAUGCCUGUGUGCCAGUGUGAAGGCCUGAUGGACCAUCUCCUGUGGAAUUUGUGUUCCCAAAGUUCUCUUAAUGGCACUGCAAAGGUCCCAGAGAGAUGAUUACUUGGAGCAAUAUGUCAAUAGCUUCUCUGGCUAGAAUUUAUGACAGUAAAGAGCAGCAUAUAAAGAACGCACUGAGUUGGCAAGUUUAGGGACAGUGUUGUGUUUACGCUAAGCUCUGUGCUUGGUCCUUGGGCUGAGAAGCACCCCAGUCAGAACCAGGGGUGGGCUGCUGG